This is a messenger RNA of Corvus hawaiiensis (hawaiian crow), 2449 nucleotides long. RefSeq names its product interleukin 10 receptor subunit alpha (gene IL10RA). Lineage: Eukaryota; Metazoa; Chordata; Aves; Passeriformes; Corvidae. The transcript has 7 exons. Gene Ontology annotation, molecular function: protein binding. The coding region runs from base 21 to 1754 and encodes 577 amino acids. The record is from RefSeq and is a predicted model, not a curated record.
ACGGAGGAUGCUGAGCAGCCAUGGUCCCCUUUGCCACCGCCCUGGCACUGUGCCUGGCACUGCUCCUUGCCUGCCCGACGCGCGGUGAGGAGCUGGCCAGCCCCCAGCACGUGCGCUUCGCCGCGGAGGUGGCACGGCACCUGCUGAGGUGGGAGCCGGGGCACGACUCCCCAGGCAGCGCCCGCUAUGACGUGGAGUACAAAGUCUAUGGCUCAAAAGUCAACUGGACAGCCAUCCCAGAGUGCGGGAAGACCUCAGAGCACUUCUGUGACCUCACCUACUACACCCUGGACUCUGAGCGGCGCUACUAUGCGCAGGUCAGAGCCGUGUCUGGGAACCGCACGUCCCCCUGGCAAAGGACCAACGCCUUCUCCCCACAGGAAGCCGGCCUGCGCCUGGCGAGCAAGAGCCUCUCCGUGAGGGGCAACUCCAUCCAGGUGCGGCUGCAGCUGCUCCUCCGCUCCGGGAACAUCACCGUGGAGUACAGUGACUUCCAGAAGGAAAUGACCCAGUACCACGUGCACGUCAGGAGGACACAGGACAACCACACGUUCAGAGUGCUGGAGAGGAGUGCAGAGUUCACCAUCAGUGACCUGUUCUCGGUGACAGAGUACUGCGUGAGCGUGGAGCCCAGCAUGGCCAACAGGCCCGUCCCCGCCACGCGCACCGACGAGCAGUGCGUCACCACCGGCCACAGGGACGGGAGCGCAGAGCUUCUCUCGGGCAUCCUCAGCUCCUCCUUCAUCAUCCUGUUGCUGCUGGGCCUCCUGGGGGCUCUGCUGGCACGCACCUACAUAAGGAAACCUGUGAGGACGCCGUCUGCCCUGAAGUCCUUCAUGAAGCAGAGCUCGCUCUGGGUGGAGCAUGAGCCCCCAUCCUCAGGCAGCCUGGACGCAGACCCCAUCCAGCAGCUCUUCCUGGGCCAGAAGGAGCCCCAGCCGGACAGCAGCCCUGACGGCAGCACCAGCACAGCUGAGCUGUCCCUGGAGCAGGGCUGGAAGCUCCCAGCAUGGCCCAAGGACCAGCUGGGGCCCACAGGGAGCAGAGACAGCAGCGGCACCAGCACCGACAGCGGCAUCUGCCUGCACAUCCCCUCCUCCUCCUCCUCCCUGAGCUGCUCCGCAGGCCCCGAGCCCCAGGGCUACAGGCAGCAGCUGCCCACUGCUGAGGACAGUGGGGUGGGCUUGGAGAGCCCCUGCCCUGCUCCUGGCUGCUCCUCUGGCAGCGGGAAUGCCAGCCCAGGGGAGCCCGGGCUCUCGCCCACCAUCCAGGAAGACGUGGAGUUCCGGGGGUACCUGCAGCAGUCCAAGGGCACCGUGCAGCCAGAGCAGGCCCUGGACAAGGGAAUGCCCCUCCUGGGCUGUGCAGGGUCCGUGCAGGGCCUGGGCAGCACCGACACCGUGCUGGACAUUGAGUGCUCCGAGCUGGCCGUGUCCAAAGGGUAUUUGAAGCAGUCGUCUCCCGAGCAUCCCCUCACGCAGGACCUCGCUCCGUGGGGAGCCCCUGCCUGGGACUUCUCCAGCCAGAUGGGGCCCCAAGGCCCCACUCUGCUGAGCUGGGCGGCUCCAGGUGCUCCAUUGACCUCCAAAGCCAGCCCUGAGCUCCUGAAAUCUCCCUUCGACCUGAGCAUCUUUGACAACACUGCCUUCCUGGGGACGCUGCCGCUCGUCUCCAGCCUCAGCUCCGACUGGAUCACGCUGCCCAUCAAGCCCCUGACCCGGCUCAGUGGGGACAGCAAGGACAGCCGCCUGUGACCCGUCCUGGGGGCCACCAGCCCUGAACACUGACCCAACUACCUCGUCUGCCACUGGAUAAGCUACCGCCAACCCCUGAAUGUUCACGGUGCCGAGCCCAGACGUGGCCCAGGAGCACCAGCUCGCCCUUGGUGGGGCUGCUUUGGCCCUGGUCCUGCUGUGGGCAGCCCCCAGUGCGUCCCUCCAGCCAGUCCAGCUAAUGGGAACAGGGAUGGGCUGUGCUGGAGGGGCUCAUCCCGACCUCCUUGGGCCACCAAGGAUGCACACCAGGGCACCUCUGCCUUGUCUGCCCUCAGCAACCCAGCACGGGGCGCAGGGCCACUCUCAGGGCCUGGGGCAGUCCUGUGCUUCCACUUCCCCCUUUCCUGGGCCAGCACUGGGCUCCUCCUGCUGAUGUCCACACUUCUGAUGCCAUCCUGGACUUUCACAACACGGACACCAAAAACAGACGUCAGCCUGACAUCAGCACCCUGCCUGACCUCUCAUGGAUGGACCGAGGGACUUUUCUGACCCUACAGAGAACCUUCAGCAUCCAGCCCCUCUGGGAGAGCCCCAGAACAGGAUACGGGAUGCACCUACAAGCCCAGCACGAGCCAGGGCAGUCCUACCCACACUAUGGUCUGUGUUCUGCCACUGUUGGACACAGACAUUAUUUAUUGCAUUUCACUUGUAAAUACAGAAAGGAUAUGAUGCUA